Molecule: messenger RNA, 633 nt
Organism: Colletotrichum spaethianum
Lineage: Eukaryota; Fungi; Ascomycota; Sordariomycetes; Glomerellales; Glomerellaceae
Exons: 1
Coding region: 1-633 (210 amino acids)
Source: RefSeq, a predicted model, not a curated record
AUGGCAACCGAUCAGCAACCUCCUCAGAAACCCCCAUCGCCAACCUUCAACCUCAUCUACCCCCCCUCCCUCGAACCCUACAACCUCCCCAUGCGCGCCUGGCUCACCGCAAACUCCAAGUCCUGGGACGGCCUCGCCACGAGCGCUCUCGUCUUCGACAGCCGCAACCGGGUUCUCCUGCUCCAGCGCGCCGCGCACGACAGCAUGCCCCUGCGCUGGGAGACCCCCGGCGGCGCCGUCGACGACGAGGACACGAGCGUGCUCGUCGCGUGCGCGCGGGAGCUCUGGGAAGAGGCCGGGCUGGAGGCCGUCGAGAUCAUGCGGGUCGUGAGCGAGGGCAAGGGCAAGGAGCCGGGCAGCACGUUCACGAACCGCACAGGGACGGUGGUGUUCCGGCGGUUCGCGUUCGAGGUGAAGGUGCGGCAGGCCGAGGGCGAGGAGCUGGGCGUGAAGACAGACCCAGAAGAGCAUGCGGAUCAUGUGUGGGCCUCGGAGGAGGAGGUCUUGAGCGAGAGGGUCGGGGAGAAGGACAUUCCGAUUACGAACGCGCAGAUGGCGAGCUUGAUCCUCGAUGGGUUCCGGAGGAGGAGGGAGGAGGAGAUGGAAGGGGAGAGAAAGAUUGUCGAAGGAUGA